AUGUCUGGAUCUUUGGAUAUCAACUUUGGCUUGGACCUUAUUCGAGCAUCAAAAGCUGAAUAUGACUUUCUUAUUGAGGUCCAACGUUUAGAAUACCUUAGAAACGACGCAGUGCUGCGAUAUUCCAUUUACAGAUACGAAAAUUUUUGGCUUCCACUUGCUGCUUCCCAAAAUGAAAGCACCUUAAAACUUAAGUAUUUACAUCCACCAACUGACAUAGAAUGGGUUUGGCACUGUCAUAUGUUAGCACCACAUAGAUAUGCAGAAGAUUGCAUGUUACUGUUUGGAAGAGUCCUUGAUCACUCUGUUAUGAAGUCACCAGCUGGAAAAAAACAGACAGAGAGGAUUUGGUCCCGGGCUUAUCCUACUGAAAAAUUUGAGUUAAGCCCAGAAAUUAAAAAUAGAAAGGUACCUCGUUCAAUAGAACAAUAUAAAUCAAAAUUUACUUUUGAUCUGUUGGCAGCUAUCCAUCGACAGCAGGAUUUCUACUAUAACAUCCAUCUGCCACACUACAAAGACGACCAGUUUCUUAGGGAUGCCUUUGUAAGAUAUAAGUUUUACUUAAAUCUUAAGAAGAAAUACCCGAGCGAAUUCUUAGUGCCUUGUUAUGAUAUUGAUUUGCUUUGGCACACACAUCAACUUCAUCCAAUCAAUUAUGCAAAAGUAACAAAAUCCCUUCUUGGUCGUAUCCUCGUCCAUGACGACACGGUAACCGACAGGAGUCCAGGAUCCAAACUAUCUGUGUCGGAUGAAAAUACAAGAAGGCUCUGGAUAGAAACAUACCAUGAACAUUUUUCUAAAUUUGGUGCUAUGUACCGAGGCGAUUCUCCAAGGGGUAAACUUUAUCACCUUACACAGCAGGAUAUUGAAAAAAUGUGUGGAAGAAGAACUGUAGUCACUAUUCAGGAAAUAUCAGUCAUGUCGUCAAACGCAAAUAAAGAUAAAAAGAUCAAGUUGAAAGUUAUCAAGAGGCAUAUCAUGUCAGGGAAAUCUACUCUGAUUAAAAAACUGACAGGAACAAUAGAGAACAUGACGUGGGGUCAGCAAAAAAUAAUGUUUUCAUUUGGCCCCUAUGAUUCCACACUUGUUUUUGAGCUGAAAACAAGAAACAGCAUAUUUGGAGGAAGAUCCAAAUUCAUAGGGGGGUUUCAAGAAAGAUUUGGUCUUUACCUCAUCCGUCCCGAGUUACAGGAAGGUGGCCAAUUUCAGUUUGAAAGGGACAUGCAAGUAGUGAGCACAUUGGCUAAAGCAAGCUGUGUGGUAAGAGGAUUUUUUUUGCGAACCGUUUUAGAUGACAUUGUGCUUUCUUUGGAGCCAGGGAGAUACGAACAGGCAAACAUGCCAACAAAUGAAGAACAACUUUGGGGCCCCGUUCCUUUGCCAAAGUCUAACGCAGUAAACAUUUGCCAGGUAGCUUCUCACAGGCUGAGAGACCAGAACGGAAACAUUAUGUUUACUUGUCGUUUAAUACACAGCGUAAACGUUAUGACGUCAGUUGUUCAAGUGUACUAUCAUGACAAAAUGGCUGCAAUUGCUCAUGUUAUCGGUUCUGAUCAACUACCAUUGGGAAAACAGGUGGGUGUAAAAAACAUUACAUUGGACCCAGGUUCUGGUGAAAGAGCGAUUGUUAUCAAAGCCGAAGAGGGAGAUUCUCUAAUUCUCGUGGGGAAGUGGAAUGGAUUUUUCAGGGGGAUUCCUGGAAGUCGAGGCAGAAGAGGAGUUCCGGGAAAUCCAGGUCAUCUGCAAGUUAAAGUCUAUAGAGUGGAUCAUACAAGUCCUCCAAGAAAGCAAAUUAUCAAUCUUUCAGAACACCAUCCAGUAGAGUUUGAGGGACUAAAGCUAGAUUUCACUCAAGGCUUAAUAACUUGCAGCAGGAUAGCUGCUGGACAAGUUCUAAACUAUGUUGCCCUGUCAUUUUCCAUUGCUCUUCUCCACGUGCUCUGUGUGCCACGUCCUUCCUACUGGCGACCUGGAAUGUCUUUAAAACCUAGGGUAGCAUCUAGAGGUACACGAAAAAUUGAAAGAUUUCCAGACGAAAAUAUGUCGUUUAUGCAGGCAGCCGGUCUUCGAUAUCUUACACCCUCUAAUCACUACAUUUAUCAUACAUAUGGUGCUAACGUUUGUGCUGGUUGUGGUGCUGGGGGCAUUGUAAAUGAAACUGCUGGUGUAGGAUUUGAGCAAGGUCUUUGCGUCAUUAAUUCAGAUGGAGGUGAUUUUGGUGGUGGUGGUGGUGGCGGGGUGAGUGAUGGGGGUGCUGGCUGCGGAGGAUGUGGUGGCUGCGGAGGCUGUGGUGGAGGAGGUGGUUGUGGUGGUGGAGGAGGUGGAUGUGGUGGUGGAGGAGGUGGAUGUGGUGGUGGAGGUGGAUGUGGUGGUGGAGGAGGUGGAUGUGGUGGUGGUGGUGGCUGUGGCGGAGGAUGUUGA
This is a messenger RNA of Saccostrea echinata, 2421 nucleotides long. RefSeq lists its product as uncharacterized. NCBI's taxonomy places the organism in Eukaryota, Metazoa, Mollusca, Bivalvia, Ostreida, Ostreidae. The coding region runs from base 1 to 2421 and encodes 806 amino acids. The record is from RefSeq and is a predicted model, not a curated record. The transcript has 4 exons.